Westerdykella ornata is the source of this 1086-nucleotide messenger RNA. Its product is annotated as acyl-CoA N-acyltransferase. The coding region runs from base 172 to 948 and encodes 258 amino acids. Gene Ontology annotation, cellular component: nucleus. NCBI's taxonomy places the organism in Eukaryota, Fungi, Ascomycota, Dothideomycetes, Pleosporales, Sporormiaceae. The transcript has a single exon. The record is from RefSeq and is a predicted model, not a curated record. Gene Ontology annotation, molecular function: histone H4 acetyltransferase activity; protein N-terminal-serine acetyltransferase activity; histone H2A acetyltransferase activity.
CAUCACAAUCUAUAUUCAGGUAUCGACUGUGUGUUGUUGGGUGUUGUGGUACCUUGUUACUACCUUUCUCCGCUUUCCUUCUUCUCAACCUCCGGAUACAGUCUCUCCUGAUCUUUACCCUCCUGUCGACGUCCUCGUUUCAUCCCUCCAUCUCGAAACUCUACGGGUACGAUGCAGUCCACUUCAAAAAGGAAAGCCGGCAAACCAGAUGAGGAUACUGCGAAGAAGAAACAGAAUAUUUCCACUUCGAUGCAAGAGAAGCCGAAAUUAUUCCCUGAUGAGCAAACCGACUGCCAAGCCAAAACGCAAAACCACGAUUUCCAUAAGACCUUUACCCCUCCCGAGUUUGAGCCGUUUCAAUUGCUCUUCCUACUACGCCGCUCCAUCGAGCUGACCGAGGAAGUAUUGGAGAUAUGCUUCAAGCUGAUUGAGAGUACGUCGGGCACGACAUACAAGAGCUCCAGCUUGGGAUGGCAUCCACGUGAGAAGAGGAAAGAGAUGGCCGAUCCGGAGAUGUGGUACAUGAUCGUUCAGGAUAAAGACGCUGAUGAGGGCGGACUCCAAUCUGAUGUUGAUGUCAACCCCGCUCUCUUCGUCGGCUUUCUUUCAUUCAAGCUCGAUUAUGACGAUCCUCCCAAUGACUGGCGGCGCGUCGGCUACAUCUACGAGGUCCAUCUCCACGACAAGGUGAGAGGCCGUGGCCUUGGUUCUUUCAUGGUAUCUCAGGCCGAGAAACUGGUCCACAGUACCGGAAUUGGCAAAACCAUGUUGACUGUUUUUACGAGUAACAACCCUGCUAGGAGAUGUUACGAGCGCUUGGGAUAUACGAUCGAUGAAGCCAGUCCUGAGGAUAGGGUCACCAGACGUGGGAUUAUACAUGCAGACUACAUGAUUCUGAGUAAAGUUGUGAAGUUGGACAAGGGCCACAGCCCGGCUAGUAACAAGUAGGUGCGUUGAGCAGCUGGUAUGUUAGAAUUGUCCGGGUGAGGAUGCGGCAAGGUAGUUUCUAAUGGCUUUUCACGCUGGUUCGAACGAGUCAAGAGUUCCCUCAUAACUCUGAAUCGAUUAGCUAGUACGAUACUCCCC